Penicillium chermesinum is the source of this 1665-nucleotide messenger RNA. Its product is annotated as ATP-binding protein. The record is from RefSeq and is a predicted model, not a curated record. Bases 1 to 1665 code for a protein of 554 amino acids. Lineage: Eukaryota; Fungi; Ascomycota; Eurotiomycetes; Eurotiales; Aspergillaceae. The transcript has 5 exons.
AUGCUAUGGGCGAAGAUCGCAUCGCCUUUGUCGUCUUGUGCACGCCGAGGGUUAGGAGGGCAGUUGAGAGCCGCCACUCGUAAUUUUCAAUCCAUUGCUGUGCAUCACCACCCAAAUCCGCAAAGCUAUGGCCAAUACACGCCGGACCCUACAGACCAAGCCGACGGGGAUGAGGGUGGGGGUAAGGGCCGCAGAAGCGAUGACCCAACCUUCAAAUCCACUAUCUUGAAGAUGCUCGAGACCUCUGCGACGACAGCGGCGUCGAUAUUCAUUCUUGGUGUGGCUGGUUACUCAUACCAUCAAUACUACAAACGCUUGAUCCUUGACAAAAUGGACAAUGCGUUCAAUCCCGGCGACCCCGCCCUUGAAGUAGCCGGCGUCGUCUCGGGCAAACAUCAGUACCAGCACGAAGAACACUGGGUUCUCCGGGAUGAGCAAGCCAAGAUCGACAAAAUCGUGUCCGGGGACAUUGGAGCUGGCCAUUACUAUCUCAUUAUUGGUGAGAAGGGUACUGGAAAGACAUCAAUGCUCCUCGAGGCAAUGCGCAAGAUCAAUGGCACCGGCUGUGCUAUGUUCGAAGCGCAUGCUGAUUUGGAAAUCUUUCGUAUUCGACUCGGAAAGGCCCUAGACUAUGAAUUCCAUGAAGACUACAUCGGCAGUUUGUUCAGUAUUCGCGGUCCGAGAGAUACCACUGCAUUGCUGGAUAUUGAACGUGCUUUUAACAAACUGGAGAAAGUCGCCCUUGCCAGAAGACGCAAGGGUACCCCACCACUGGUCCUCAUCAUCAACAGCACUCAUCUGGUUCGCGACGAUCACGAUGGGCAAGACCUCCUCGAGAUGAUCCAACAGCGUGCUGAGCAAUGGGCGGCAAGUGGACUGGUUACCACUAUCCUCAACAGUGAUGACUACUGGGUAUAUGAACGGCUGAAGCGCUAUGCGACCCGGAUGGAGGUUAUUCCAGUCACGGAUCUACCCAAGGAUAAGGCGAUGAGUGCAUUGAAGAGAUAUCGUCAACAGUUCUGUCACGAAGACCUCCCCGCUUCCAUGCUCGAAGAAAUCUACAACAAGAUCGGUGGCCGCCUUUCUUUCCUAAGCAGGAUAGCCAAGUCAAACAAUGUCAUGGCGACUUGCGACGAGAUCUGCCGUGCAGAGAAGUCCUGGUUCCUUAACAAGUGUUGGAUUCUCGGUACAGAGAUGGAUGACGAUGUCAUGGACGAACAAAAGUUCUCGUCUGCUGCAAUGGUGCUUGCUAAAGCUCUGGUCGAUCGGGAAAAAGAAAUGGAGAUCUACCACCCAGAGAGAGGCCACAUUCUUCCGGAAAUUCCUCUUCAUAAGGCCCGUGAGAUCAUGACGCGUGCCGAUUUCAUCCAGGCAUACGAUCAUGAGAACCUCUUUACCAUUGACUCGCGGGCAAUGGUGCGUGCUGAUUCUGUGCCUAUGCAACGUGCUUUCCGGGAGGUUUGCGCACUAGAAGGCUUCGACGAUCAUCUCGAAGGGACUUUGCAACGCAUUGGUGACAUUGAGUCCUUGGGCCGUACUCGCGAAAUUACUAUCAAGGACCUUUGGAACCAGGGCAAAUAUCGAAUUGUUAUGCGUGAUAACAAGGGCAGGGAGAGCGGUACCAUGGAAUUUGCUGUAGCAGAGACCGAAGGAGAGGACGACUAG